CCUAGCGCCUGCAGCCGGGAUCGCUGCUGCUGCCGAGCGAUCCUCAUCCCGCAACUCUGCGAUUCAGCUCCAGCCAACGCGCCCCCGGCUGUGGUGGGGCGGCAAGCAGGCUGGGAUGGGGGCAGGGCAGCUCCGCCAAGCCCGUUGGAGGGCCUGACGAGCCAAGCCCCGCUUCUUUGCCCGCCAUCAGUGGCAGCAGAGGGACCCCCGCGAGCCUUGGCGCUGCUGCCAGCAGCUCCGCCCCGCUGCAGACAAUGCGGAGACUCGAGCCGCCCAGCCACCGCGGGCCCGGGAGCAGGAGCCUCCAGGGAGGGAGCGGGCAGGCCCCGCCGCUUGCCCGCGUUCCGCGCCCCAGCGUUCCAAAGAAGGGAAUCCCCUCCAGUCACAGAGCCGGGCGGCCAAUCAGCUGCCAGAGCAGGGGAUUCCCGCUUUGCCUGCCGCGCGUGCGGUCUGUUUAAAUGGCACGCCGGUCCCUCUGGGAGAUCUCAUCAGGGACAGGCAGGGUGAGAGUGGGGAGGUGGGGAGCGUAGCGGGGAGGAGCUGGGGAGACAAGGGGUGGACAAGGGAUAAGGGGGCUCCUAGAGGGCAGAGUGUAGGGCAGGCAGAAGGCGCAGGAGAGCUAAGAGGCUCAUAGGGAAUAUAAAUAAGAAGGGUGGCUGUUAGGGGCAUCUAGCCCAUCACUGUCUCCUUGAAGAGAGGCAAAAAGACAGAUUGGCUCAGGACACUGGUGUCUCAAAAGUGAGUGGUGUUCAUUUGCCUGGGUGCACAUAAGUUAAUAUAGCUACAUUAUAAAUAAGUACUUUUUAAGGUAGAUAAUCGCAGCAGGAGUUUAUCUUCAGAGAUGGAGUGGAAAUUAGAAAGAUCUGCUUCUAGGAAGGUCAAGACAGAUGAAGACAUGUUGUGGGAGAAAGUAAUGAAAACACUUGGGAAAGACCUUAAGCAGAUGAGAAAACAAAGUUUACAGAAGUUCACUAAGAUGCCCGAUUCAGGAAAGCCCACCUAUUCAAGAUUUAAAAGUUGCAUUGUGAAGAAACUGACGUGCAGUGUCCCUGUUGCUAGUAGCCCUAUCGUCACAAGAUGGCAGCAGACACACGCAAGAAAUCAUGCCGAGCAAACUUUCACAGAGUGUCAGCCUAUUAAUCUCUUUCCAGCUGAUGGAUCUGAGCUAGUAAGGACUCCUGAGAAGAUCUCAACAAUCCCAGUAUCCUUUCAGGUGCCUAUCAAAAAUUCUACCAACGAACCUUAUAUCAUUACUAAUGCCACAGCGAGGCGUCAUGAGACGACUUACUUACAAGGAAGAAAUAAAAGGAGAGCUGAAAUUGCAAAGAAGAGGAAAUGUCUUACCCAGCGGUUAAUGUUCCAAGAGGGUGGAUUCGACAUCCCAGAAAAUGACAGUAUAAAGAUCUGUGGAAACACUGAGUGUAUUUGGAAAGGCUGCCAGAAUGGAAUGCAUAAUGAAUUUACUGCUCACAGAGUUUCCACUAAUACCGAAUCUUUCUUACCAUUGGAGCCAGAGGUCAGGCUUCAUAUUAGUGGCUUACGCAAUGAUUACUCAAUCAUGAACAUCUGGAAUCAUUAUAUACUUAGCAGUGGUUCAAGACUCGGAUUAAUUCAUCAUCAUGAUGUUCGGAUUUCUCAGCACCAUGUAGGGACCCUUUGCCAUAACAAGCAGAGCAUUUGCAGCCUGAAAUGGUCCACAAACAACAAGCUGCUGGCAAGUGGGUCCAGUGAUGGUCUAUUGAAUAUCUGGCCUAAUGACCCCGGUGCGACAGUGCAUUGCAAGCCAUUGAAAGCCAUACCCCAUGCCUCAGCAGUAAAGGCUAUGAACUGGUGUCCAUGGCAGUCAGAAAUCCUUGCGACAGGAGGUGGAAUGAAGGAUGGAUUUUUACGUAUCUGGGACGUAAGCACUGGGAAAAUCAUCGAAACUACAGACACAAAAUCUCAGAUUUGCUCCCUGUUCUGGUUACCCAAAACCAAUGAAUUAAUGACCGGACAAGGUCUCCCUAAAAAUCAGAUGAAAAUAUGGAAGUAUCCCACACUUACAAAUUCAACUGAUCUCUAUGGUCAUAAAGGAAGAGUCUUGCACAUAGCACUGAGCCCAGAUCAUAGCAGGAUCUUUUCUCUUGCAGCUGAUGGAAUGGCUUGUGUGUGGAAAUACUGCUAAUCUGGUGAAAGCAAGCACAGAAGCAAGGACUUUCAGGAGGAUUAUUCUAGUUAGUUGUGGCAACUUUUUUCCAUUGACUUUUGAAAGUGAGCCGUUAAAGGUUUUUGGCAAUGACAGUAAUACAAUGACAGUAAUGACAGUAAUCCAACAAAUCUUUCCAAAUAAUAAAUUCUUUCCAAAUGAAACGUGGAAUAAAGAUAACACCUUAGUUCAUUAUCACAUGGAACGCGCUUGAGCCUGCACUGUCUGUGCUUUAGAUGAAAAACAUUCUAACUCUGAUUAAUAAUAUCACAUUUGUUUUCCUUAAACCAAUAACCAUGGAUGGCAUUCACACAUGCACCGAGCACGAGGAUUAUGCACCAAUUAAGUCUCACUUAAUGCCUGUUUUGAGCCAUAGGCCUAAUGAAAAGUUCUACAUUGUCCGAUUCUCAGGAGUACAGUCCCUUAGGGCAUGUAUACACAGCCUACAGAAGCAAGCCUCCCAGCCUGGGUUGACAGAUUUGGGUUAGCAGGGUUUGUGCUAGCACAAUAAAAAUAGCUGUGUAAACAGUACUUCGAAGUUGGAGCUCAGAUUCUGAAACCCAGGGAGGCUUUUAUUAAACCCCACCCCUCUGUAUUUCAAAAAGUUUUUAACAUCUAAAAUAAUAAAUGCAUACUAAUCAUAAUUAUAUGGUCUUUUUGUAACUUGCUAGUCAGUUACUUGUCUAUGUCUAUGCAAGGUGCUGGAGAAAAUUCUGAAAGAGAAACUAGUUGAGGACCUUGAGGCUAAUGGCAAGUGCGAUAAUUUACAACAUGGUUUUACGAAGG
Chrysemys picta bellii (western painted turtle) is the source of this 2971-nucleotide messenger RNA. NCBI's taxonomy places the organism in Eukaryota, Metazoa, Chordata, Testudines, Emydidae. The record is from RefSeq and is a predicted model, not a curated record.